Cladophialophora psammophila CBS 110553 is the source of this 384-nucleotide messenger RNA. RefSeq lists its product as uncharacterized. Bases 1 to 384 code for a protein of 127 amino acids. NCBI's taxonomy places the organism in Eukaryota, Fungi, Ascomycota, Eurotiomycetes, Chaetothyriales, Herpotrichiellaceae. The record is from RefSeq and is a predicted model, not a curated record. The transcript is spliced from 3 exons.
AUGAGCACAUCCAACGAAGCCAACCCCGACGCAGGCUGGCAACCCAACGGGCGGCCCCAAUCAACAAUCGCCCUCGACUUCUCUGCUGCCCUCGAUGAUCUUUUCAAGCUCAACGGUAUCGGCGCAUUGGAGGAAUCUGUGGUUCAGAAACAAGACACAGUCCUCUCCCAACAAUAUGAACUCGAGACACUAGAGACCAAACUGCGUGAAGCAGAUGAAAAGCUGAAACGACUCGAGGCAAAACACAGACGGCAGCAGAGCCAAAUGAUCACCAAGAGGAAACCGUUCAAUGCGGAAGACAAUGAAACAGAAGAAGACAGCUCUGGCGACAGUGACGAGCAAGGGAGAUCUCCUUCGUCACAGCGAGCAGAUGGGACAGGAUGA